UGCAAUUUCUUAGCUGAUCUCCCUCUUGAAUAGCAUCGAUUCUUGUCUAUUUCUCUCAAAAUAAUUUUUUUUGUUUGAAAACAAAUUAUAAUCUCACUUUCUUUCGUUUUCUCUUCUCCCAAACACUCUAUCGCUAACAUGAAAGGAGAAAAAACAAAAAAAUAAGAAAUAUUAUUGUGUAGCUCGUUCCGUGAUGAAGAUCUGGGGUGUCCAACGCUUUCUAGCUCCAAAUCGAAGUUUCUAAUUUCUUAUGUUUUUAUUAAUUACUAAAGCUAUUUCCCUAAGCUUAAAUCUGCUGUGUUUUCAAAGGAAUUGGUUUUUGGAACCUGAUUUUCAUUCGAUCUGCGCGGAAAACUUUGGUUGAGCUGUGUUUUGCUUAUGCGAAGAAAAUAAAAUGGAGGCAGUUGUUUUUGGCGAUUUAUCGUGUUUGGAUGCGGAGCUAUUGCAUCUCCAGGAGAUGUCUCCUUUCGCUCUUAAAUCAUAUCCUGAAUUCACUCAAAAGCUUUUCGAGCAGUGGCUUUCGCUUCCCGAUGCUAACAAGCUGGUGACAUCAUUGGUUAAUGAUGCAAAGGCGGGCAAUCCCUUGAAUGUUCCUGGAAAUGCUUCCAGUGGAGGGUCUCCCUCAAGCCAUUCUUUACCUUCCAUGUUUCCUGCUGGAAGUGCUCCUCCCCUUUCACCAAGAAGUACAUCCGGUUCCCCUCGUAUAACAAAACAAAGGCCCGGUCCUUCAAACUUGGGUUCCCCACUGAAAGUAGUUAGCGAACCUGUGAAAGAAUUUAUACCUCAGUUUUACUUUAAAUACGGUUGUCCACCUCCGAAUGACCUAAAAGAACAAUAUAUGUCUCGAAUCAGUCAGUUCUUCGCUGGCCACCCAAAUGGACUGCAGCAGCGAGAAUUCAAACUUGUGACCAAGGAAGUAUGCAAGCUGCCUUCAUUUUUCUCCACGUCGCUUUUCAAAAAAAUUGAUGUUGAUGGCACUGGUUUGGUUACAAGAGAUGCAUUUGUGGAUUAUUGGGUCAAUGGAAACAUGUUGGCAAAGGAUUUAACAACCCAAGUUUAUGCCAUACUAAAUAAACCAGAUCUCAAAUACCUUGCUCAGGAGGACUUCAAACCUCUACUCCAAGAACUAUUGGCAACUCAUCCAGGGUUGGAAUUCUUACAGAGUACACCUGAGUUCCAGGACAGAUAUGCUGAAACUGUUAUAUACAGAAUAUAUUACUACAUAAAUAGAUCUGGGAAUGGUCGACUCACCCUUAGAGAGUUGAAACGUGGGAACUUGAUUGAUGCCAUGCUACAUGCUGAUGAGGAAGAGGACAUUAAUAAAGUGUUGAGGUACUUUUCGUAUGAACAUUUUUAUGUAAUAUACUGCAAGUUUUGGGAGCUGGAUACAGAUCAUGAUUUCCUGAUUGACAAGGAGAACCUCAUCAGAUAUGGUAACCAUGCGCUUACCUACCGGAUUGUUGAUAGAAUAUUUUCUCAGGUUCCUAGAAAGUUUACUAGUAAGGUUGAAGGAAAGAUGGGGUAUGAAGAUUUUGUUUACUUCAUCCUUGCAGAGGAGGACAAGUCAUCUGAGCCUAGUCUUGAGUAUUGGUUCAAGGGCAUAGAUUUGGAUGGCAAUGGAGUUCUAACUCGUAAUGAAAUGCAAUUCUUUUAUGAGGAGCAGUUGCAUCGAAUGGAAUGCAUGGCACAAGAGCCUGUACUAUUUGAGGACAUCUUAUGUCAGAUAAUUGACAUGAUUAAACCAGAGAAUGAGAGCUUUGUCAUGCUGCGUGACCUGAAAGGUUCUAAACUUUCUGGAAGUGUUUUCAAUAUCCUUUUCAAUCUUAACAAAUUCAUGGCCUUUGAAUCUCGUGAUCCAUUCCUCAUUCGUCAGGAGCGUGAGAAUCCUACGUUGACAGAAUGGGACCGUUUUGCACAUCGAGAAUAUAUUAGGCUUUCAAUGGAAGAUGACAUUGAAGAUGCCUCUAAUGGAAGUGCAGAAGUUUGGGAUGAAUCCCUUGAGGCUCCCUUCUGAGUUGAAUAGGGUGCUCAGAGAAGGGCUUAACAGACUUCUAUGCUGGGCACCAGAAAUAGUAAUGUUGCAUCAAAUCAACGAGGAAGCUUACACCGGGUCUCAUUGGAGGAAUUUAGGAUGUACUUUUGACACACCAGUGACGGAUUUUCAGGCCUUUGCAUGUGCAUGGUUCAAUUAAACAUGAUGAAUCACGCAAGUGGAGACCGACUUUAUCUAAGCACUUCCCUCAUCGACGAGUUCUUUUGCUGGGAGGUGAGGAUUAAAAUCCAAUUUUAAAAAGGUUCUGAACGAUAGUUAUUUCCCCAUCCACUCUCAAUUUCUAAGAUACGAUCCAAGUCUGUCCGUUCCUUCUUUGUGUCCCGGUUGCUUCAUUUCAUGCUUUGAAUGCUAUAAUUGAGCGUAGCAAUUUUGGUUUGGAUUGGAUCAUGGUCGUCGAGCAAUUCAGAUUUAGUUGUUUUCCCUUUUCAUUUUAAUUUAGGGUUCUUUGCCAGUUAGUUGUGCUAUUAUGAACAUAAUUUAAGCAAUUGGCUUAUUUAUCUGUGAAAUUCAAAAUUUCUGUUGUUUGUUAUUGAAUAAAGAGGUGGGAGUUUGUAUAGAAGUUCC
Hibiscus syriacus is the source of this 2617-nucleotide messenger RNA. RefSeq names its product serine/threonine protein phosphatase 2A regulatory subunit B''beta-like. Lineage: Eukaryota; Viridiplantae; Streptophyta; Magnoliopsida; Malvales; Malvaceae. Gene Ontology annotation, cellular component: protein phosphatase type 2A complex. The transcript has 13 exons. Gene Ontology annotation, biological process: protein dephosphorylation. The record is from RefSeq and is a predicted model, not a curated record. Gene Ontology annotation, molecular function: calcium ion binding; protein phosphatase regulator activity. The coding region runs from base 395 to 2014 and encodes 539 amino acids.